Pelobates fuscus (common spadefoot toad) is the source of this 1853-nucleotide messenger RNA. It is a transcript of the gene FLVCR2, whose product is annotated as FLVCR choline and putative heme transporter 2. The record is from RefSeq and is a predicted model, not a curated record. Gene Ontology annotation, biological process: transmembrane transport; heme export. Lineage: Eukaryota; Metazoa; Chordata; Amphibia; Anura; Pelobatidae. Gene Ontology annotation, cellular component: membrane. Gene Ontology annotation, molecular function: heme transmembrane transporter activity; heme binding. The coding region runs from base 265 to 1734 and encodes 489 amino acids. The transcript is spliced from 12 exons.
GACAGGCAAAGGGUCUCUAACUUAGACUAAAGAAAAGAGUUUGUGGAUCAGAGUAAUGGGAGUGGGUUUCCUCGGAACUUGGGGACAGAGCUUAAAUCAAGCAAUUCGAUGAGUGAUGGGAGUGAGAAUCAACAGUGAAACCCCCUACAGUGGAGUAAAACCUGAUAUUCAACCCUGAUGGAUCAGAUUUAAUUAAAGAUAAAGGUAGGUACUUUCUGCAGCCGGAUUCCGUGAGUAGCAGGCAUUUCAGCAUCUGUCAGGAGUAUGAUGAAAGAUGACGUGCCAGGAUCUGGGAUCCAGGAUUCCACCAAGCCCCUUGACACCCAGCAACAUUUUGCUAUACCUGGUACAGGAAUUCAGUCGCUGCUGCCUAAUGGAGACUCUGCGUCCCCCACCUCGGAAGAGGUCACCAAACUGUAUAAAAAGCGCUGGGUGAUUGUCUUUCUCUUUAGUGCCUACUCAUUGUGUAAUGCAUUCCAGUGGCUGCAGUAUGGGAUUAUCAGCAACAUUUUUAUCCAGUAUUAUGAUGUGAGCAGCCUGACCAUAGACUGGCUGUCCAUGGCUUAUAUGAUAACCUACAUCCCUCUUCUCUUCCCUGUGGCCUGGCUUCUUGACAUACGUGGGCUCCGUGUCAUUGCACUGAUUGGUUCUGGUCUAAAUUGCCUGGGUGCAUGGAUAAAGACUGGCAGUGCCAGGCCAGACUUGUAUGGCGUGACACUAUGUGGACAGUUGGUGUGUGCUGUGGGUCAGGUUUUUAUUCUAGGGAUGCCAUCUCGUAUCGCCUCAGUCUGGUUCAGCACAUCUGAAGUGUCAACAGCAUGUUCCAUUGGGGUGUUUGGAAACCAGCUAGGUGUAGCAGUCGGCUUUCUCCUACCCCCUGUUCUGAUUCCCAACAUUGAAGACAAAGCUCUCCUUUCUCAUCAUAUUAGUAUCAUGUUCUAUGGCACGGCAGCCAUAGCCAGUGUUCUCUUCAUCCUGGUGAUUUUUGUUUUUCAGGAUUCCCCUCCGAAGCCGCCAUCUCUGGCGCAGGCCAUGUUGCAGAAUACUCCUGAGAGUGAUUAUUCGUACAAGCGGUCCAUCCUGCGCUUACUCAGAAACCGCAACUUUAUUCUUUUGGUUGUUUCUUAUGGUUUAAACACUGGCGCGUUCUAUUCCUUAUCCACAUUGCUGAACAGGAUGAUAACUGAACAUUAUCCGGGAGAGGAAGUGAACGCGGGGCGGAUUGGUUUGACAAUCACCGUGGCUGGAAUGGGUGGAGCACUGAUCACCGGUCUCUGGCUCGAUAGAACAAAGACCUACAGGCAGACAACGCUCGGUGUGUACAUUCUGUCCGUGAUUGGGAUGGUUAUCUUCACGUUUAUCUUGAAUCUUGGGAAGCUCUGGGCUGUGUUUAUCACAGCUGGAACCCUGGGGUUCUUUAUGACUGGGUAUCUCCCUCUCGGAUUUGAGUUUGCUGCGGAGCUAACUCACCCAGAAUGUGAGGGAACGUCGUCCGGAUUGCUCAACGUGUCAGCGCAGGUGUUUGGUCUGAUCUUCACGAUGAUCCAAGGACAGAUCCUGGAGUCAUUUGGGGUUCUCCCCGGAAAUCUGUUCCUGUGUAGCUUUUUACUGGUUGGCGCAGUGAUUACAGCAUUUAUUAAAGCAGACCUGCGCCGACAGAGAGCCAAUCAGGAGGCAGCUCGAAAUCCCCUGGCAGCAGACUGGGCACGUGGUGUUGGUUACGGAUCGGCAUGAUAGCGCUGCCUGUUGGGUGACCACAGAGGGUUUUCCAUGAACGACCCCGAUCCGGGUACAAUGAGGACCAGAACCUUAUUUAUAACUCUCACUGCAUUUGGGCUCCUCCAGCCACCUCA